Molecule: messenger RNA, 1433 nt
Organism: Pungitius pungitius (ninespine stickleback)
Lineage: Eukaryota; Metazoa; Chordata; Actinopteri; Perciformes; Gasterosteidae
Gene: yju2b
Product: YJU2 splicing factor homolog B
Exons: 10
Coding region: 178-1398 (406 amino acids)
Biological process (GO): mRNA splicing, via spliceosome
Cellular component (GO): U2-type spliceosomal complex; post-mRNA release spliceosomal complex
Source: RefSeq, a predicted model, not a curated record
ACAAGUUUACGACCUCGGCGCGCUUUCCGGUACUUCCCACAAUGCCCCACGACUCGACGUCACUUCCGCAAAAUAUUAGGUUUCCGUUACCCGUCGGCCACCUGGUGUUUGGUGGAUUUCUGCGGCUUCGGGGGUGUUUGUUGAAUCCAUCACUGGUGUGGUGAUCCAGGCCUCACUAUGGGUGAACGAAAAGGAACAAACAAAUACUAUCCUCCCGAUUUUGAUCCAGCUAAGCAUGGAUCCCUCAAUGGCUACCACAAGACGCACGCCCUGCGUGAGAGGGCCCGGAAGCUGUCCCAGGGCAUCCUCAUCAUCAGGUUUGAGAUGCCCUACAACAUCUGGUGUGAUGGCUGCAAAAACCACGUGGGCAUGGGGGUCCGCUACAACGCAGAGAAGAAGAAAGUGGGGAACUACUACACCACGCCAAUCUACAGGUUCAGGAUGAAGUGCCAUCUGUGUGUGAACUACAUCGAGAUGCAGACGGACCCGGCGACCUGCGACUACGUGAUCGUCAGCGGGGCGAACCGGAAGGAGGAGCGCUGGGACAUGGCCGACAACGAGCAGAUCCUCACCACAGAGCGAGCUGAGAAGGAGAAACUGGAGACGGACGCCAUGUUCAAACUUGACCACGGAGGGAAAGACAAGGAGAAGUUGAAGAAGGCUCUGCCUUCUCUGGCCGAGAUCCAAGACUACCAGUCCUGCAAGAAGGACGACUUCCAGCUCAACAGCUCCCUCCGCAGGAGGUUCAGGACGGAGAAGAAGGUUCAGGCGGAGCAGGAAGAGAAGGACAACACGGUGAGGAUGAGGACCAACCUGUCCAUCCCACUGCUCCCGGAGAAGGAGGAGGACAAGAGACUGGCCACGCUGCUGACCUACCAGGCCCCCGACUCCUACGAGGACAAACAGCACAGCAAGCGCAGAGAGAUCUCCUCCCGCUCCUGGUUCACCUCCUCCUCCUCUUCCUCCUCUUCCUCCUCCUCGGCCGCGGGGGGCCUGCUCCACAAGCUCAGCCUGCAGGGGAAAGAAGCCGCGGUGGCCAAAGCUCUGGGCUCCUCGCCCCGCCCCCUGAUCCUCAGGCGCUCGGGGGGGGCGUCAAUCCAAACAGAACCCUCCUCAUCCUCCUCUUCCUCCUCCUCGUCUUCUUCUUCCUCCGCCGCUCGACGGAAGUCGCAGCCCGAAGUCGGCGGGUGCAACGGAGAGACUUCACAGAGGGAGGAAGCACCGAGUUUAGAGGCGCGGGGGCUGGACGAGACGGACGGAGGGGCUGCAACCACAGAGGAAGCAGACGGACGGCCGACACAGGCAAAGGAUUUUGGGAAGGGACGGGGUAAGAGUUUAGGAGCGCUCCCAUCGCUGGUGGCAGACUACAGCGAUUCGGACUCGGAGGCGGGACUAUGAGGACGGGACGUCUGUCUCCUCUGUGAUCAGGACAC